AGCUGUCAGGGCACCGCGAUAAAUCGCAAUGCAUUAUUGAUAAUAAUAAUUACGGUGACAUGCGCAUUUCUGCUGGAGGGGGGCCAAUUUUUUCCAAGUUGAAGAAGAGGAGGAAAUUUGUUCGGAACUCUUUGCUCCGGAUGGUCGCACCAUGUCGAGGCGCAAACAAGCCAAACCGCAGCACAUCAACUCCGACGAGCCCGAACCGGCGGAAAGCGGAGUUCUUCAAGACGAUCAAGGGGAGGAAGCUGGAAAUGAAAUGAAGAGGUUCCGAAUGGAAGAUACAAGAGUCUGUAAGAGGUGUUGUGCUGAAUUCUUUGACGAAGAUGAAUUUCUGGAACAUGAGAAAAAUUGCACAAAAAGCCAGCAAGUGGUCAUCAUGAAAGAUGGAGCUGGCAAUGAAAUGGCUGAAGAAUAUUCACAAGGUUCUCCUGAAGGCCUCAUUAGUGACCAUGAUGAUAGCCCAUCCAGCAAUCAUUCAUUAACGCAUGCUAGUACAGAACAUCUGGAAAGAACAGAAGACUCCAGCAUGAACGCAGAGGACUCAAGCCAACAGGAUCAGGCAGAGAUGUCUGCUAGUCCGGAGGUGUCAUUCCAAAACUCACCAAAAUUACAAGACUCAAAUGUCUCUCUUGAGGCCUCUAGUGAUGGUAAAGUAAAUGUCACCCAACAUUCUUCAAAUCCUACGACUCUGACCUCACCACACGAUGCCCUGCAGGCCAUCCCUAUGAUCCUGGAGCAGUUGGUGUGUCUCCAGCAGCAACAGCUACAGCAAAUCCAACUCACAGAACAGAUUAGACUUCAAGUAGCCAUGAUGGCCCCACAGGGUCUCAAGACAUCAGUAGCUGUAGCAGUGGACCCUCUAAAAGCCCUUGGUGCUCACCUCUCUCAACAGCUAUCUGCUGCAGCAGCUCUGAUAGGUAAAAGGACUGGCGGCCAAAGACACUCUGUGGAGACGAUGAAGCAAGUUAAACUACCUCAAUCUACUGGCAUCCCUACUUCUCUAGCUGGAGAACUGGGAGUGGUGACCUCUAAAACUGACAUUUUGAAAAGCAUUCCAGAUCUGGCCAGUCGUUUACCAGCUCUACUGCCUCAGUCGCCAGGUAUUGUGGCUUUUCCCAGCUCAUUCUCUGGCCUCCAAGCAGGGAUUGAUGCCUCAAAAAAAGUGAAGACCAAAAUGCUCAGCAUCCCAUCAGAAUCAAAGAAUGCUGAGUCAUUAUACAAGCACAAGUGCAAGUACUGUGGCAAGACCUUUGGUAACGACAGUGCUCUCCAGAUUCAUCUGCGGUCUCACACUGGUGAAAGGCCUUUCAAAUGUAAUAUCUGUGGAAACCGCUUCACAACCAAAGGAAAUCUUAAAGUGCAUUUCCAAAGGCAUAAAGAUAAGUAUCCUAACAUUAGCAUGAACCCUCACCCUGUGCCAGAGCACCUUGAUAACAUACCCACCAGUAGUGGUAUUCCUUUUGGAAUGUCUGUGCCCAUAGAUGAGUCAAAUAUGACCGACUUCAAGCCUGUGUUUGGGCAUCCAGCUGCUGGGUUCCACCAAUCAUCCAUAACAGCCUUUAAGACAACAUUUGACAGCUUUGGUGGGGACCAGUUCCCUCAGAGACCAUCCCCAUCAACAAGUGAUAGUGGCCCAUCUGUUUCGUCAAAUUUGUUUAGUCAAGAUGUGGGGCUGGAUCAGAAUCAGAAGGAUGACAAAGAUGUGAUUGGGGCUAUGCAUCAUAUGGAUGGCAAUGCAGUAUCAGUAGAACAAAGCUCUGGAACAGCAAAACUUCAGCAGAUGGUGGAUGGCCUGGAAAAGAGGACCGGUGACCCCAAUGAGUGUGUAAUCUGCCAUAGGGUGCUCAGUUGCCAGAGUUCCCUGAAGAUGCAUUAUCGCACUCAUACUGGUGAGAGGCCCUACAAGUGCAAAAUCUGUGGCCGUGCUUUCUCUACCAAGGGCAACCUCAAGGCCCAUUAUGGCGUGCAUAGGGCUAACACACCUCUUAAAAUGCAGCACUCAUGUCCCAUUUGCCAGAAGAAGUUCACCAAUGCUGUGGUUCUGCAGCAGCACAUACGGAUGCACAUGGGUGGACAAAUCCCCAACACGCCAAUGCCAGAAAAUCAGUUUGAAGCUGCAGAAACAAUGGACUCCCCUUUACAAGAGAAGUCCAUGGAGAUAAAUGGCUUUGAUGCAGGUAUUGAGGACCGUGAGACAGAAUUGAAGUCCCAGAAGCCAAAUGAUACUUCAAAUUUCUCCCCACGCGCUCCUGAGGAACAUGCCCAGAAACAUGCUGCUCCUUCUACAUUUUCCAGCCUAGAUGUUUUGAAGAACCUCACCUCUGCUCUUGCUUUAAAACGCCAAAGUAGCACGGCUUCAGAGAGUGACGGAACAUCAAAAGAGUCCCCCUCAGCUCCUAAGGAGCAUGAAUAUCAGAAUGGCCGUAGCCCUACCGUUUCUGACUCAGCCAUGUCAUUUCACUCAUCUUCUCCAGUAAACGGCAACAUGGGCAACAACAAGUCUCCAGAGGAUGCCACUGGUGAGGAGUUUGCUCAUUGUCGGUUAAAGCAGGAAUCCGAUAGUGGUGGUCAAGAUGGCAAUGAGUCAAGUGGAGCCCUUGACCUAACUGCUUCCAGCAGCUUCACCCCAAAAGGAAUUAAAGAAGAACCUGGCAUACCUUACACAAAUGGAGACUACGGCAACGUGCCUUUCAUGAGGAUUCCUUCAAGUCUGACCAAUCUGGAGAUGAAGAUUCCUCCAGAGAAUCCUCUGGGCCCACAUGGCUUGUUUACCUCACAUAUGGCUCAGGGAACUACCGUGCCCCCAUCCAUCUCGAGUACACCUCGGCGAUCGACCAAACAGCACAUGUGUAAUGUCUGCGGCAAAAACUUUUCCUCUGCCAGUGCGUUACAGAUACAUGAACGUACUCAUACAGGGGAGAAACCAUUUUCCUGCAACAUCUGUGGCAGGGCUUUUACCACAAAAGGAAAUCUAAAGGUGCAUAUCGGUACCCACAUGUGGAACAGCUCAUCACGACGAGGCCAACGUCUGUCUCUGGAAAAUCCCAUGGCCCUGAUGGCUAUGAGCUCAGAACCCAAGAUGAUUCCUGAAAUCAUGCAGCCGCCCAAAGAAAUGAGUGCUCCACCAAUGAACUUCGAUCCCUCUAUGUGGAACCAAUAUGCUGCCGCCUUCAGUGGCGGUCUAACCAUGAAGACCAAUGAAAUAUCUGUGAUCCAGGGUGGCGGUAUCCCACUCCAUGGGAGCUCUGCCGGUGGACCAUUGAUUGGCUCUACUGGAGGCCUCAUGAAGAUGGACGGCUCUCAUUCAGGCUUGCCAGCCACCAUGACUGAAAUCGAGAAGAACAGCUCUGACAGUGUGCCGAAAUCACAGCUCCCACAUUUCAUGGAGGAGGGUAAAAUCGCAGUUAAUUAGGUUCCCAGUUGCUCAUCCCAAUUCAGUUUGUGAAUGUCUUUUGAAUGAGGUACAAUCAACUUUUAUUUUUUAUGUUUUAUAAUGUUUUCUCAGUGCAGCUCUUUCCCUCCUGAUCUGGACAAUUCUCAAGUGUUAUUUUAGUUGACCUUAAUAUAACUACUGUAGAUGUAUUUUAUUUUUUACAUAUGCGGGUAUUUUUCUUCCUGUGACUUCGUUGGGUGUCUUCAGAGUUUGAAUGUAUGACUUACUUGAAAACUACUUUAAUUCAGACAGUCUCCCUGAUACUUUUUGAAGGAUUCUGACUUGACAGGAAAAGUUUCAGGGUGUGAAUAUUUUAAGGACUUCACGUUCCAGUGUUCAGAUGUAAUGGUGACGUUGAUCAUGUGUGUCAGUUUGACUACUUGUGUGCCAUAGGUUUUAUGACAUUGUAUGUGUUUGGGUUUUGUUUUUAAGUGGUAAAUGAUGACUUAUUUUGAAGGCUGUUGGCAUCAGUUUAGAAACUGCAGUUAUUUGACAGACUAAUCACUCUGUCAGAUGAAGGUUGCAACUGUCUGGUUUUGAUUAGAGUACAAAAUGGGCCUCCAUCUUCUUUUGCAUGAGUGCCAAGAUAAAGUGCCUAACCUGAACUGUACAUGCGGAUGAUAAUUAUGAAGGUCCUGUUAGACUGAAUUAAAUUAUAGCAGCUUUUUUUUUAAGUUUUCACCCAGGUUUCAGAUCGUCAUCUUUCUUUUUUUUUCUAUUCCACCUACAGAGUCAAUUUAGUUGGCUGAGCUUUGAAAGCUGUUAGACUUGAUGUUUUCAUACCUGCACUUUAUUUCAGGUUUUGGUUACCAACUGCGCCGUGUAGCUGCAUUUCAAACCCACUGCUUUUUUUUUAUGGUCAGUAAAUGGCAGCAUUUUUGUCAACAGUGGUUUUUAAUAGAUUUUGUUUUUGGACAACAUUUACUUCAACAGGUUGAGUUUUGUAGUUUUCUAGGUUAUCAACUUGUAGCAUCUAUUUAUUUAUAAUAAAAUGCUUGAGUUUAGGGGCCAAGUUCUACCUCAUUUCAGUUUUUACUUUAUGACCCCUAAUCUCUGUGUGCUGUAUUGUACAUUUUCCGAUACAUUCUGACCUUUUUUUUUUUAUUUUAUUCUCAACCUGCUGAGUUGAACAGUAAUGAAUGUAUCACUGGACACUUUACACAAUUCAGAGUGGUCAUAGUACUUGUAGGUCCCUGCUGUACAUUCCUUGUCGAUUAUGCAUUUGCCAAGUUGUGCCUUUGUUUAGCAAACCAUGUCAAAACUGUAAAACUUGUCUCUACAAUUCAAGUAAUGUUGUGCCAGUUUGACCUGUUUACAGUGCUUUUUUUCUCUCUUUCAGUGUUUCCUU
Molecule: messenger RNA, 4784 nt
Organism: Thalassophryne amazonica
Lineage: Eukaryota; Metazoa; Chordata; Actinopteri; Batrachoidiformes; Batrachoididae
Gene: sall4
Product: spalt-like transcription factor 4
Exons: 4
Coding region: 152-3415 (1087 amino acids)
Biological process (GO): regulation of transcription by RNA polymerase II
Cellular component (GO): nucleus
Molecular function (GO): RNA polymerase II cis-regulatory region sequence-specific DNA binding; DNA-binding transcription factor activity, RNA polymerase II-specific
Source: RefSeq, a predicted model, not a curated record